UUUGAGUCCCGCCCGCUAGCAGGAGCAGCUUUCGUCUUGCCAAGAGUCCCAACUUCACUCUGCUACUAUUAACAUGUCCUUACAACACAUAGUGACAAAUACUUCCAGUUUGUGUCGGUCGACUUAGCUACACAUUAAGUACCUUGCUUUGCGGAUUAAUUCCAAUAAGAGGCGCUGGUUAGCCAUUUUGUUAUUGUUCGAGUUGGCUUUUGAUAGCUAGAUUCAUCCACGCCCGCCCCCCUUGUGCUCGCAGCUCUGUCCCGCCGUCAUGCCGUUCGUAGACGACCCGUCGGUGUUCACCAAGGAUAAGCUGAAGAGUGAGUUGCUAGCACACAACGUGGAGCUGCCGAGCGGCAACCAAGCUAAGGACGUAUACGUGCAGCUUUACCUCAAAAACUUGACCGCCCAGAACAAGAAGCAUGUGGCGGCCAUAACUUCUGACGCGUUCUCCAGCGACGAGGAGCUGCCGCCGCCUGUUGUGUCCAACAGAAGUCGGUCCUCUGGCAAAAAAGCACCUCGGAAAACUGAAAAGGUUCCAGUGGAGCUGGACGUGACAACGCUGACUGACGAAGACCUGAGAGAAGAACUGAUCAAGCAUGGAGUGCAUGCUGGCCCGAUUGUGGCAUCUACCCGUCAGCUGUACGAGAAGAAGUUGCAGAAGCUUCUUAAUGGUGGUUCUGCACAGGAAGGAAUAACAAAGAUAGUGGUCACAGAGAUUCAAAUCACCCACAAUGGCAACUCUGAAUCAGAACUCUACAGUGACAAGGAGGAUGAUGUGAUAGUUGAAGAACCUGAGCCUGAGCCAGUUCCAGUGGUGGAGAAGCCAGUAAGAAGCAGAGGGAAGACACCAAUCACAACACGCACACGUAGCAGCCAGUACAAGACUCAAAUACUGCUUGAGGAUCUCAGGCCUGUAAUAAAUCAUCAGGUCACAUUGGAGUCCAACCGAAAUGUUUGCAACAGGUUGGAAAGUCCUGCUCGGGCUGAGCCUUUGGCAGACUCAUCUUGGCCCAUUCAGCCAAAGGCCCUGCCAGAGGAACAAAUCCCGCAACCAGCUGCCAAGCAAUCCAGGGCUUCCCCCCCUUGGAUUUGCUAUACGAAAAUUGACCCAGUGACGUUUAGUCCUAUGCGAAAUGUCUCGCCCAUUAAAAAGCAAGAGUCCCACUGGUCAGUUUUAGAGCAGUUUGGAUCCAAACCAAGCAGUGGGAAAGCAGCGGUGGCGUGUGAUCCUCCAGAUGACCUGACUUAUAUAAGGAGACCACAGGAAAUCACAAACCUCAUGUCGACACGCAGCCUAGAGAAGCGCAGUUGUGCAUUGCCACUGUCCAAUGAGAUGUUAGUGAGACAGGUGGAGAAGAUAGCAGCCAGUGACCAAACCCCUAAGGUGGACGAGAAGGAUGUUCUGAAAGAGCUGUUCCCCAAUGACAUCAACAGUUCACUAGGAUUUACGGCCACUUGCAGACGACCUAUCCGGGGAGCUGCCGGACGCCCCGUGACCUCCCGUGAUCUCUUGAAUGAUGAAAACUCCUACUUUUCUUCCAAAACGGCUCAAAUACUCAGCAACUCCACCUCUUCCUCCUACACAGAGAACCGUAUUAUCAACAGAGUCAGCAGUGUGCCAACCUUCUCCCCCAACCUCUUGCCCAGCACCACCAAGCUCCUGUCUGCCAUGCCCCCUGCUGCUCCAACCAAAGUAGCACGCCCAGGCAUGGCGCUGUGGAAAAAGAUGCUCCUGUUGGUGAUAGGAGCUGCUUUCCUGUUCUUUGUUUACCAAGCUAUGGAAACCAAUUCCAUCAACCCUUUUUCAGCAGAAAGCUCAGAGGUGGUGAGUGGUAGCAAAGCAUAAAAGUUCACCAAGAGGACAGUUUGCUCAUAAUUCGUUUUUCUGUGAAUCACCAUUAGUCAUUUUUUUAAGACUAUAACAUACAAAAAUGUAACACCAUAGCUAACAUUUGUGUCUUUUUUAUUGCAUUAUUGCAUGGUGUGAGUGAAUGUAGUGUUCAUUAGCUUAGUCAUUAACAAUCUUGAAAAUGGAAUUUAAAAAUGUAUUUUUUUAUUUUUAUUUGAACCUUCUUGAUAAGACUUGUUAUCCAAAUAAUUUUAAAUUUUAAGCCUCAUCAAUAUUUUUCUUAAAUGUUCUUCUUAUAAUAAAUGGAAAUGUAAAAUUUGACCAAAUUAUGUAUUCAUGUGACAAAUAUUGAAUAUAUUCUCAAUAAACUAUAAUAUGGAA
Molecule: messenger RNA, 2230 nt
Organism: Nerophis lumbriciformis (worm pipefish)
Lineage: Eukaryota; Metazoa; Chordata; Actinopteri; Syngnathiformes; Syngnathidae
Gene: tmpoa
Product: thymopoietin a
Molecular function (GO): DNA binding
Source: RefSeq, a predicted model, not a curated record